UAUCGGUGUAACACCUGCCCAGCCGGUGCAGCUCAAUUAGCAUCGUAAUGAUUGACAACAUUAAAUGGGGAUGUUGAGGAUAACAGGCACCGAGCAAUGGAAAAUAACGAGCGCCAUUUAAAAGGAGCAAGUCAAGCGGAGUGGUUUUUAACAAAAGCCAAAGUUGCCCUGGCUGUGGCUAUAAUGAAGAAUAAACCCUCGGGUACGAGUGGCAGAGAAUACCUUGAGGCUUUGGUCUGCAAGUUGAAGAGCCAGGAUGAAAGCUGGAAGGAAAAAGCCCAGGGGCUGCAGCAGGAGGUGCUGAGGCUGCGGCAGGAAUUACUGAUCACCAGGAUGACAUCAAACACAAAGAGCACCACGGAGGCAGCAGGCCAUGAUGCCACGAUGGACGACACUUCGCAGGAUCUGUUCGGUCCAGGAAGUGCGAUGUGCAGCAUAGACCUUCAGUCAGACUCAGAGACUCCUGAGCUCCUGCACCAGGACCCCCAACCUGCCAUCACAUCCCCUCAGCCAUCAGUGACCUCCGGUUGCUACAGAAGUCUUCGUGGGAAAGCUAUGCCUCGUCAUGUACAGUUACUCCAGUCGCUGUGCACCCUACACCGAGUAAAAGGGAACAACAGAGGCCUGGAGUCACUGUGGUUCAGCCCUGAUGGAAGUGCAGAGUCCCUGUUGGUGGACUCUGUGUGCCAACUCCUGGACUCAGUGGUGGCAGCAUGCAGAGAUCCCUCUCCUCUAGAACCCAGUGACGUGGUCCUUCAGGCCUGCCAGGUGGCAGCCCAGGCGAUGGAUCUCUUCUGCUCUCAGAGGCUGCCGUCUGUGGAGUUCAUGGGACGUGUGGAGGAGUGUCUGAGAGAGCUCACCGGGCUGCUGCUGCACAGUAAUCAGCUCAGCAGGCUCCAGGCUUCAGAGAAGCUGAUGGAGUACCUGAUCACGCUGGGGAGCAGCAGCAUGUCAAAGUCCUUUCUCAUUCGUCACAUCCUCUCUCAAAUCAGCACCCUGGCUGAUCAGCUCUGGCAGGCCUUCCAGGGGCAGGAGAGCUCAGGGCUCGACCAGUUUCCCGUGGACCAGCAUCAGAACUCGUGUUACCUGUUCUGGAUCCUGGAGGAGCUUCUGCAGAAGUCAGAGGUACCGUGCAGGGUGGAGGUGGGGUCGGAGCAGACGGACCUCCUCAGUCACUUGGAGCAGCGCGUCUUUCUACUGUCAGAUGAGUUCCCCUUGUUUUGCUUUGGCAUGUGGAGGAUAGGACGUUUCCUCACCUCCUUGCACAGGGAAGAGCAGGGGCCAUCAGGCACAUUCAGGGGUUUGCUUUCCACUUCCUCAUAUGACCAAAAUAGUUUGAAACGUCAGGGUUUGGUCCAGGAUCAUUCUGUACAACACUAGUUAAGAUAGCGAGCACUUAAACCUAGUGGACAGUGACUGCUAUUCUUUGAUACUCAUACUUAUUAUCCACCUGUAUUUCACAUAAAGCCCAGAAAGUUCAGGUUGGGGAAAAGUAACGCAUACUAAAAUUGAUCAUUUGAAAGUAUUCUAUCAAAAGGUGGACAUCAAGGCUUCUCUUAUUGUUUACUCUCAAAAAAUUAUUGUUGACGUAGAAGUAGUUGGCAAAUACCAACACAUUUGGAUUUCAAUCUUUUUACAUGCUUAGUUUAGUUUAGUUUGCAAUAGCUGCCAAAAAAUGUGGGACAUGUUUGUAUUUUGGGCUCAUUCUGUUGUAAUUUGUUCAUUCUGCUAACUGGUGUGAAAUUCAUAACUGCAUGACUGAGUGGGAAAAAAUAUUUUCUAAUAGUUGUUUACUUAUCUAUCCCGUCAUUAAAUGUAUCUGUAAUUGAGUAAAAAACAAAACCUUUUUUUAAAAGUUUUAUCCUGUCAGCGUUGUAGCGACUUGUUUGACUUGGAAGUGCUUUUUUAAAUUGAGUAAUAAAACUGAAACCAUCAGUGCAAGGCACAAAAUUACUAUUGAUUAUUUUAAGUACUAAUAAUGUACUAAUAUGAAUCCCAAUAUGUAAUGCAUCAGUGAAGAGUGCUUAAAAAGUCCUGUUUAAUUUAUGUGAGGCUCUCUACAUUAUCCUUCGCCAUGAUUGUUAGAGACUCUGGUGUUGAAUCAGUGGGAGAUAUCUGUUUUUGUACUUCCUGCAGGGGU
Messenger RNA from Epinephelus fuscoguttatus (brown-marbled grouper), 2140 nucleotides. RefSeq names its product meiosis-specific, MEI4 homolog (S. cerevisiae) (gene mei4). Gene Ontology annotation, biological process: DNA recombination; oogenesis; meiotic DNA double-strand break formation. The transcript is spliced from 5 exons. Gene Ontology annotation, cellular component: lateral element. Lineage: Eukaryota; Metazoa; Chordata; Actinopteri; Perciformes; Serranidae. The coding region runs from base 97 to 1380 and encodes 427 amino acids. The record is from RefSeq and is a predicted model, not a curated record.